GCAAUCUUUCUGCCUUUAUCUAUCCCAACAGGAAUACACACCCACAGCUGAGCGCUUUAUCCAGGAAUCUUUGCCAUUUGAUCGGCGUAUUGCAUUCAGUUCCGACAUAGCAGUUGCGAAAACCGGCUAUUCCAAACUGUAUUUUAGCGUUUCGUGCUUACACACAUUGUUUGCAUUUUUUCUCCAUUGCCUGCACGUUGUCGUCGUGAUCCUUGCUUUGAACGCGCCAAGUUCUAAUAGCUGCCAGCGAAAUUCGCCGUUUGACGCACAGUACUACAGCAGCGCAACGGUGGAGAGACGCUGCUGCUCUUCAUCGAGCAAGCAGUAGUGGUGUAUGGACGCCGCCGACAUUAAUCGGGGAUUGUGUGGCUUUGUGUGUAAUAAUCGUUUGCGGUGGAGAGAGAGAUAUUCAUCCGUUUUUGGCUGCUGAGCGGUUUUGAUUGGCAGCCAUGUCAGACGAAGCGCUGAAGCAGCCGUCUGAUCGCCAUCAUCAUCAUCAUCACCGCCAUGCAAACAACAACAACAGCAGCAGCACCAGUACCAAGGAGCAGCGCAACGGCGAUCAGGGUGGAGGGGGCGAUGCGGGCCAGGCGCUGGGACGGCGCGGGGCCUUCCGACAGAAGAACGUCCAUGUGGUGCGCGGGCAUAAGUUCAUUGCCAGAUUCUUCAAGCAGCCCACGUUCUGCAGUCAUUGCAAGGAUUUUAUUUGGGGUUUCGGCAAACAAGGCUUCCAGUGUCAAGUGUGCAGUUUCGUCGUACAUAAACGCUGCCAUGAAUUCGUUACAUUUGUGUGCCCUGGCGCUGACAAGGGACCGGAUAGCGAUUAUCCUCGAGCCAAGCACAAAUUCCGCAUACAUUCGUAUUCCAGUCCCACAUUCUGUGAUCAUUGCGGAUCGCUGCUUUAUGGACUCAUUCAUCAAGGGAUGAAAUGUGAAGCGUGCGAUAUGAAUGUUCACAAGAAAUGUAUCCAGCACGUGCCUGAGUUGUGCGGAUGUGAUUACACGGAGCGGCGGGGCCGGAUUCGACUAACAAUUUCCUAUGAGGAAAACGGAACUAUGACGGUUGUCGUGCAUGAAGCGCGAAAUCUUAUCCCGAUGGAUCCCAACGGAGCCUCCGAUCCCUACGUCAAACUCAAACUGCAACCAGAUCCGGAUGGCAAAACCAAGCAGAAAACCAAAACCGUCAAAGUCAAUCUUAAUCCGCACUGGGAAGAAAAAUUUACAUUUCAUCUGCAUCCGGAAGACAAAGAUCGGCGUUUGUCGGUGGAAGUGUGGGAUUGGGAUCGGACGUCGCGUAAUGAUUUCAUGGGCGCCUUAUCUUUCGGCAUUUCAGAAAUAAUGAAGGUCGGUGUGGAUGGAUGGUUCAAGUUAUUAAGUCAGGAAGAAGGCUCCUAUUACAACAUCCCCUGUCCACCGGAAGACGACGGUCUCGGCAUUGAAGAGCUCAGGAAAAAGCUCCAGAAAGUGAAAGCCAUUGAGCGAACCCGAUCAGUGCCAGAUGGUGUGGAGGAUGUGCCGCACAAUGUGGGCAACAAGGAUAUCAUCCGGGCCAGCGAUUUCAAUUUCCUCAUGGUCCUCGGCAAGGGCAGCUUCGGCAAGGUUAUGCUGGCCGAGCGCAAAGGCACCGACGAGCUGUACGCCAUUAAGAUCCUCAAGAAGGACGUCAUCAUACAGGACGAUGAUGUGGAUUGCACCAUGGUGGAGAAACGGGUCCUGGCCUUACCCAAGAAGCCGCCCUUCCUCGUACAACUCCAUUCCUGUUUCCAGACCAUGGACCGGCUGUAUUUUGUGAUGGAAUACGUCAACGGUGGCGAUCUUAUGUAUCAAAUUCAGCAAGUUGGUCGUUUCAAGGAGCCGGUAGCCGCAUUUUAUGCCGCGGAAAUUGCUGUGGGAUUAUUCUAUCUGCACAAAAAAGGCAUAAUAUACCGUGAUCUGAAAUUGGACAACGUCAUGCUGGAUGCGGAGGGCCAUAUUAAGAUUGCCGAUUUCGGUAUGUGCAAGGAGGGAAUGCAUGGACAUGAAAAAUUAACCAAGACUUUCUGCGGCACACCUGAUUACAUUGCUCCCGAGAUUAUUCUGUACCAGCCAUAUGGAAAAUCGGUCGAUUGGUGGGCGUUUGGCGUGUUGCUGUACGAAAUGCUGGCGGGCCAGCCGCCUUUCGAUGGCGAAGACGAGGAGGAGUUAUUUGCCUCGAUUACAGAGCACCCGGUGUCUUAUCCGAAAUGCAUGUCCAAGGAAGCGAUUUCAUUAUGCAAAGGGCUUUUGAUGAAGCAGCCCGAUAAGCGAUUGGGAUGUAAUGUGCAGACCGGUGAACGAGAUAUACGUGAGCAUGCUUUCUUCCGGCGAUUGGACUGGGAGAGAAUUGAAAACCGCGAAGUCCAGCCGCCCUUCAAACCCCGUAUUAAAAAUCGUUUGGAUGUGAGCAAUUUCGAUAAAGAGUUUACAAAUGAUCCGCCGGAAUUGACGCCCAUGACGAAAGAGCAGCGCUUCUUCAUGAUGAACCUGGAUCAGACUGAAUUCCAGGGCUUUUCCUUCCUCAAUCCCGAAUACAUCCAACACAUUUAACAGGCAAACCCACAUAUUGCACUUUGUGGGUUAAUGCAGAAAACGCACGGGAUGCGGACAGCAACGGUCCACUUUGGCAGCACUGCGUACCAAAGACGCCUCCCCUCCCAGCUACGCCGGUCUAAUCUUUCCCCACAAACACAUGCAUUCCCGAUACAAAUCACAAAAUUCUGCCUGGUGCUUUUUCCCCACGACGGUUUUCAAGAGUUAGGUUUUUAACAGUAUCUAGAAUUUUAUUCGAUUUUAUUUUGUUUUACUUUUCGUUUGUUUGGCCUUCGGUCGGUCGGUGUACGUUUUUUUGGUCUAAAAAUUUUACGAAAUGUUUCCACAAUUGGUUUUUCUGUGCCCUGGCGGUGGGAAAAUGUUUCUGUACCCGGUUGAUGGUGUCUUUCAAGGAUAAAAAUUCACAAAAGUUCAAAGUAGCGGGUUCUAAAUUAUGAUUUAAAUAGCUUUUCUGGUUUUGUCGCGUGUGACCUUGUUUGGUCCAGGUGUUUGUAAGCGUGUUUAGCCAGUGUUUUGUGGAGGUUGUAAUGGAUUUUUAAGUAAAUUUGUACCA
This is a messenger RNA of Paramacrobiotus metropolitanus, 3120 nucleotides long. Its product is annotated as calcium-dependent protein kinase C-like. Bases 450 to 2564 code for a protein of 704 amino acids. Gene Ontology annotation, biological process: protein phosphorylation. The transcript is spliced from 16 exons. NCBI's taxonomy places the organism in Eukaryota, Metazoa, Tardigrada, Eutardigrada, Parachela, Macrobiotidae. Gene Ontology annotation, molecular function: diacylglycerol-dependent serine/threonine kinase activity; zinc ion binding; ATP binding. The record is from RefSeq and is a predicted model, not a curated record.